This is a messenger RNA of Cariama cristata (Red-legged seriema), 743 nucleotides long. It is a transcript of the gene LURAP1L, whose product is annotated as leucine rich adaptor protein 1-like. The transcript has a single exon. Lineage: Eukaryota; Metazoa; Chordata; Aves; Cariamiformes; Cariamidae. Gene Ontology annotation, biological process: positive regulation of canonical NF-kappaB signal transduction. The annotation marks the transcript as partial. The record is from RefSeq and is a predicted model, not a curated record.
GUUAAUCUCCGAGCCACUGAUGUGAAGCUUAUGCGCCAGCUACUCAUCAUCAAUGAGAGUAUCGAAUCAAUCAAGUGGAUGAUUGAAGAGAAGGCCAUUGGCAGCAGAGGUAGCAGUUUGAGUGGCAGCCUGUGCAGCUUGCUGGAAAGUCAGGAGACAUCCCUCCAUGGCAGCUGUAACAGUUUACAAGACUGUAGUGAUGGACUGGAUGGAAUAUCAGUGGGGAGUUAUUUGGACACCUUAGUGGAUGAUGUCCCUGGUCACCAAACCCCUUCAGAUAUGGACAAGUUCAGUGAUUCUUCUAUUAUGGAGGACUCACAGCCUCCGCAUAAGCAUCCCAAAAUUGAUUCUGAUGAGUACUACUGUUUUGGUUAAUAAGAACAAGUUCCAGUGGGACAUAAAUGCACUUGUGCUUAUCCUUUUUCUUUGCUGCUAUUUUAUUUCAUGUGCAAAAUUCCCAAACUUCUCUUGGAAGGAAAACAUAAUAUGGUACUUUCAUUCCACUUCAUAACUUUUCUGUUGCUUCUAAUACAUUUUGUCCUUGAUGGGUUGGGCUUUCCUCCUCCUCACCUUUUCUUUUUCUUAAUUUAUUAUCACAAUUUUUCUUUUUUUUUUGUUUUAAUUUUUUACAAUGCUGUAUUUACAGAUCUUUAAAAGUGGUGAAGGAAAAGCUUUAUCUUUAAAAUGAGACAUCAGGGAAUGAGAGCAGCAAUUUUGUAUUUGUUGGCAAUAAAAUAUCUUCU